Molecule: messenger RNA, 1586 nt
Organism: Miniopterus natalensis
Lineage: Eukaryota; Metazoa; Chordata; Mammalia; Chiroptera; Miniopteridae
Gene: ARPC4
Product: actin related protein 2/3 complex subunit 4
Biological process (GO): actin filament polymerization; Arp2/3 complex-mediated actin nucleation
Cellular component (GO): actin cytoskeleton; Arp2/3 protein complex
Molecular function (GO): actin filament binding
Source: RefSeq, a predicted model, not a curated record
AGUCUUAAAAAAUCAAGACAGGACCAGCGGGAAAACUUCCAAAGGACCAAGUGUUCCGAGGCUCCCUACCCCCGCUGGGAGAAGAGAUGGUACCGUCCGGAAGUCUGGGCGGAGACUGCGGCUGCGCUUCCUGUGAAAGGGCAGGCGUCUCGGGCCUGGCCACUUCCGUACUUCCGCUUUCCGGUCCAGCCAGCGCCCGCGAUGACUGCCACUCUCCGCCCCUACUUGAGUGCCGUGCGGGCCACACUGCAGGCUGCUCUCUGCCUGGAGAAUUUCUCCUCCCAGGUUGUGGAACGACACAACAAGCCGGAAGUGGAAGUCAGGAGUAGCAAAGAGCUCCUGUUACAACCUGUGACCAUCAGCAGGAAUGAGAAGGAAAAGGUUCUGAUUGAGGGCUCCAUCAACUCUGUCCGGGUCAGCAUUGCUGUGAAACAGGCCGAUGAGAUUGAGAAGAUUUUAUGCCACAAGUUCAUGCGCUUCAUGAUGAUGCGAGCAGAGAAUUUUUUUAUCCUUCGAAGAAAACCAGUGGAGGGUUAUGACAUCAGUUUUCUGAUCACCAACUUCCACACAGAGCAGAUGUAUAAACACAAGUUGGUGGACUUUGUGAUCCACUUCAUGGAGGAGAUCGACAAAGAGAUCAGUGAGAUGAAGCUGUCGGUCAAUGCCCGUGCCCGCAUCGUGGCUGAGGAGUUCCUCAAGAAUUUUUAAACAUCUGGCUGGAUCUCGUGGCCUUCCCCCUCAGAAUCUCCUGUGUCUCUGCGAAGGCGUCCUGGAGUCACUUCUUGGAGCAGCAGCGGAAGCAGAGGAGGGGAACUGGGUUGGGGUGGGCAUUAGAUGAGGGAGGGGGGGUGGUGCGCUUGCUAGCUGGAGACAAAGCAGCAGUGGACUUGCCCCAAGGCCACAUGUGCCUGGUCAGGCUGGCUUCUGAUGUUCAGUCCCCUGGGCCGGGACAGAUUUUUUUUAACGUCUUGAAACUUAAACUCUGUGCUUGUAGGAGACUGUAACCUUUUUGUCUUUUGUUUUUUUUUAAACAAACAACCUCCACCUCCUGUGGCUGUGACUGGUCCCAGUGAUUGUACCUUAUUGGUCGCUGUGGGUCUGGGCGGGCCUGGAGCCAGAUGGCGACUACUGUUCCUCCCCCAAGCCACCCCAUGUGGGGAGGGAGGGAGGUUUCAGACUCCAGUUCCUCUCCCUUGCCCUCUUAUUCUCAAGCCUCCUUGGGCCCAGUAGAAGUGGUGGCCAGCUUCCUGAGCUCUGCCUAAAAAUGGCCACCCAGCACUGGUUGGGGACAAGGGCUGAACCAGUGGCCACCAGCCAUGCCUAGGAGCUGAAGCCAGAAAGCCAGGCAACCUAUGGCCACAGGGACCGCUUCAAGCCCUCCCAGCUGAGAGGGGCCACUGUUUCGCCUUGUCUGUCAGUGCAGUGCCUGUGCUAGAGGUGGAGAGGUGAGUCCUAUCAGAUUCCUGGCUGGGGCCUUCCCACCCACUCUGGCUCCUCUGCUCCCAUGCUCGCUGUACCUUUUCUUAUUCCGGUGGAUCCUCCCUCCCCUGAUUAAACUCUCUUCUUGCCCCUUUGGGGCUGCAUGA